Messenger RNA from Coccidioides posadasii C735 delta SOWgp, 3254 nucleotides. RefSeq lists its product as uncharacterized. The record is from RefSeq and is a predicted model, not a curated record. NCBI's taxonomy places the organism in Eukaryota, Fungi, Ascomycota, Eurotiomycetes, Onygenales, Onygenaceae. Gene Ontology annotation, cellular component: cyclin-dependent protein kinase holoenzyme complex; nucleus. Gene Ontology annotation, biological process: regulation of cyclin-dependent protein serine/threonine kinase activity. Gene Ontology annotation, molecular function: protein kinase binding; cyclin-dependent protein serine/threonine kinase regulator activity.
CGACCUUUUGGAGGCUCAAAACACCACGGAGCGAGCGGUCAAACACGAUGCCAGGGCUGCGAGCGAGCGAAUUCCCCAAAGCCAAUUGCAGGGGUGAGCGCCGGCCACGCCGUCAAGCCAGUCCGCUUCCGGGGCUCGAGAAUCGAGUCCAAGAGCCCACGUUCCUACAGGGGUCGGCGAGUCUUGCUGGCUGCGCUCGAGUCAGCUACAUAACAUGAACCCCGUCCACCUCUUGGGGGCCGUGUGGGUCAGAGCCCAAACCCGAGCGAUCGAGCGAGAGGAGUGUUGGCUGCAGUUCUGGACUCACUUUUUUUUCUUUUUCUUUUCCUUUUUUUUUUUUUUAAUAAGUUUUUCACCUUCUCCUCAUUUCAUGACAAUAGCACCCAUAGUUAAUUCCAUUUGUCUUGUUUGCUUCAUUUGCUGCUUUUACUCUACCUUUUUCUUUUCUAAAUUCUUUUUUUUUUUUUUUUGCAAACUGUCUUUUCUCAUUAGGCUUUGCCUUCUUGCUUGAAGGUUGCCACAUGUUGCAGCGCUGGCGCGGAGUGGCGAUAAAUGCAGUGUGGUCAACUCCGUCCUUCACCAUCUGCCUGUUCAACACUUUGCAUCGGUAGCGCGACGAUCCUGUCCUGUCUCUCAUCAGCCACCUACUCUUCGAUCUGAUCUGUGCCGGCCCAGCCAGAAAAAGCAACAAUCCUGUCAGGUGGAAAUCACAGAUGCGCAUCCAACAGAUCGGCGCUACCUGUUCCUUGAAAACUCCAUAGCUCGCUGGCUUUAACUUUCCACCCGCACCCCUUCACCAGACUGCCAUCAUCCUUGUUGGGCUUUUUCACGCUCUCUCUCACAGCUUUUCUGAUCUUCUGUUGAUCCAGCAUAUCUCUCUUUCCAUUGAUCCUUACAGAACAUCUUGCAGCUGGAGAAUUCAGUUGUUAUCAUUCUCUCCCGUGGUUGCAUUUAUCCAGCCUGUUUGCUCUCUGCCACCGCCCCACCACAUCUUGGCCCGUCAAACAGACCUCUUCACCACUCAGCUCUGAUAUGGGAUCGUUGCCCAUCGGUUGAACCGUGUCACAUCCCAUCCCAUCUCCCCAGUACACAAUGUUCAGUGAUGGAGUAAACCGGAUUCCUGCGACAUCCCACCAGUCCUUCACUUCCUCCUCACAUGCUGCCCGUCCCAGUCCGCAACCUGAUGCCGCCACCUCGAGCUCAGCUGAUGCCGGCGCCCGAGCUGCUUCGGCCUCAAUAACUUCGUCGAAUCCUCCUCGUUCAAAUCCUCCUCGGCGUGCUCCUGGUCCCUCGUCAGCCCCAGACGAGCCCCGGUCCUCAAUGGCGUCCCGCUCGUCCCUUGCCCCCCCGAGCCUGCCCGACCGCAGGCGCCCUUCUUCCCAACGACACCACUCUUUCCAAUCCAGCCAUUCCCAACAGGAGAGACAUGGAGACCGGCCUGAUGCACCAGCCGUAACGUCCCAAUCGUCCCCUUCAUCUCCCGUGUCCCACCCAGCCAACCGGAUGUCCCGAUCGCUCGGUGCUUCCGCAGAUACCCCUCCUGAGCGCAUCAAAGUACGCGACCUCAAACACAUCCAACGCUUUGCCAGCGAGGAGAUGCUGUCGUCUUCGCGCGAAGGGAUGGCAACUCGUCCCUUUCAAAAUGCUGGUCGACAGUACGAUAUUCGAUCGAUGCCAGUCAUUGAUGUGAUCGAGAUGAUCGCAGGUCUCCUAAACAAGAUCACCGCCACAAACGACCUUCAGCACGAACAUAUCCACCGUCACAUCCCUUCGCCGGAACGUGUUGCUAGCCUCAGUCCGCAGGCCGCAAGCGUACUGGCCUUCCAUGGGAAAAACACCCCCAACAUAGGGCUCUAUGACUAUCUCAUAAGGAUAUACCGGUACUGCCCGUCGUCCUAUGAGAUCUUCCUCUGUCUACUCGUCUAUUUUGACCGUAUGGCCGAAAUCGUCAAUAAGGGCCACCUUCAGAACCUUCAACGGCAGCACGAUGGCAAAAAUAGUCAACGGCCUACCUCUCCAGCUCCCCCGCUCACUAUCACUCCUGGUGGGCGCUCCUCUCACCUCAUCACGCCCCCUUCCUCCGGUGUCAACGCUCCACUUACCCACAGCGAACCUCCAUCUCCAAUGAUCCAAGAUCCACAGCGACCACCGACUUCAAACGCAGAUUCCAUGCAAGUUGAUAACAACAAUCCUGAUUAUACCCAUGAUCACAACAAUGAUGACGCCGAUGCAGUAGACUUCUCGCAUUAUUUCGUUGUUGAUAGUCUCAAUAUCCACCGUCUCGUUAUAGCGGGUAUUACGUGCGCGACCAAAUACUUUUCUGAUGCGUUUUGGACCAAUUCAAGAUACUCCAAGGUUGGUGGCAUACCACUUCGCGAACUCAACCACAUUGAGCUCCAGUUUCUCUUGCUCAACGACUUCCGUCUCUCCAUCUCCCCUGACGAAUUACAAACAUACGCGACGAUGUUGGUGGAAUUUUAUAUAAGAGAAAUUCUCAACCAGCGCAAACGGCUCCAGGAACAGACGCAGGGCCAGAUACCUCAGUCACCUCCGGGCACUCCACAAGCAGAGAUCAGAGCAGGAGCCUGAACAGGGCAUGGUGUAUGCAUGCUUGCAUCCAGCUCUCGCCCGACAUCUGAAAGGUUUAUGUAAGAUGACGACGCAUCAAGGCGCAUAGACCACCGAUUGAUAUCUCUCUGUAUGCCUACUGGAUUUAUCUCGGUUAUCUCUGUGAUGAACCAGCUGAGAAGGUCGGGACAUUUAUUUUCAACAAAUCGCAUAGCUAUUCCUGGAAUAUCUUCCGCAUCAUGCCACGAAGAUUAAUCCUUUGAGCUAUGCACAUCUGCUUAUGAAGCUUUCUACGGUUUUAUACCAAUUAUUCUGGAGUGUUUUUUAUUUGUUUCAUACUCCCCUUCUACACUACUUCUAUUUCUUUUCUUCCUUGAGCAGAGUUGAUGUUUUCACGCUUAUUCUCCACCUCGCUCCCUAAUGAUUUUUCAAAGUCUCUGGUUCUUGCGUGUAAUUCAUUUCUAUUGCCUCUCUUGCAGGGAAGUUAUGUGUUUAUGCUUAUUUGACCUUCUAAUUUGACCAGGGGUUUUCUUUCCACCUCAUUCAUUUCUAGCAAUACCUUUUAUUUUUCUUUUUUGCUCUGUAGCUGUGCGCAAUUGUCCAGCUGAUACAGAAGUAUUAUCAUCUUUUUAAUCAAUGGAAUUCCUGAUUGGCCUGCUGACCCAUUGAUAUUAUCAUUUCUUUUU